UUCUAGAGAGAGAGGGCACCUAUUCCCAGGGGUGGCAAACACCAUGGCCGCAAGUCUCAAGGUGGGCACUCGAUUGGAAACAACCGCAGGACUGGGGAAAUCAACAAUGGAAGAGGUCGGAAGACUGGCGCAAUCAGUGCGAACAAGAGUGGCGACACAAGGGGCAAAGUCGUUGGAAUCCAGGGAAAAGAGGCUGGAAUCAUUUGCAGCGAGGGAACCGGUCAAACUACGCAAGGAUGUCGCCGGGGAGAGAUAAAGAUUGGGCCAUAACUCCUCGGUAUUUUAAAGACCCAUACCAACUGCUGCCCUGCAAUUCAGAUGAGUUUCGAAUUGCAGUUGAGAGUAAGAUCUUUCAUUUCCAGUUUUCGGAUGCCAUCUCAAUUACAGAGUCCAAAAACGGUAAAGGUCAUUCCCUCACUAUCUCAUCUUGUACUGCUGUAUGGUUAAUUGAAGUUUUAAAUCACCCCCCUCUAGCAAGGGAAGGGUGGAAUAUUACAAGAUAUGAAUACCAAUCAACUACAAAAUUCUCAUGGGAAUCAAACAGCUUUGGGAGUUUUGUCAAAAUCUCUUCAGGAACUGAGAAGAACCUCAAGCAUCUUUUCAUUCCAGUGGGUUUUAACUCAGAGGGAAUAAAGCUCUUUGUUAACACUUUAAAAGAAGUGGUAAAACUCCAAGGAAAGAAAGUACUUGGGCUUCCUGAGCACAUCCGAGGCUCACAUGUGGGUGUAGAGCCUUUCCUUGAUUGCUCAAAGGAUUUUGAGACAGGAACUAGGCUAGUGGAUGAUGGUUGGAUAUGCUCCAGUUACUGCCUAACUACUGGAAUGCUAGAAGAAGAGAGUAAGGAAUCUGGAUAUAAACUUCUUGUUGACUCUCUGAUGGAAAAAGAACUGGAACACAGGAAACACAUUCCUGAUGAAGAGCCCCAUAUUGACCAGGAAAGCUUGAAGAUAAUAGAUCAAGUUAUCAGGGAUAACCGUAACCUUUUUCGCAGAUCAGUUGCAAACAAAAGGUUUCUGGAAUCUCUUAAUAGGGGUGAAAUAAUCAGCUUUUCAGGGGAAGCCGUUAGGGUCACAAGAGAAUCAAUGAAGAGUUUUGAAUUCAUCGAUGCUGCUACAUUUCAAGGAGCAAAAUAUCCGGUUUUCUUAGCUUAUGCAAAACAGGAUAUGCAGGCAGUGCUCAAUCAUCUAUGUGGUGUCCAAGAAUGAAUGGGGGACAUUUUAGCCUUGAAUGGUUUGAAGAAAUAUGUUACAAGGUUUGUUUGGAUAGUUCUGAAUUAUGAGAUAUCUUGUUGCAUCGGGUGAUUUAUACACUGGCUUCUUGAACUCGUAUAUGAAGCAUCUAGUUUUAUCACACAAGUAUGGGUCUCUUUCCUUGUAGAGUUGAUUCAUCUCGCUUGGUCAAUAGUUUCAUGUGAUUGGGUCAUUACAUCCUUAAGUCAUUUUUGAAGAUACUACUUUGGUAAGUAGUUCGUAUGAUUGGGGGCAUUAUUUUCUGGAUAUUUGGGGAAUAUCUUUAUUCUAGGGAAAUAUUGAGGACCUGAAGUAUUGGAGUAGCUUCUGCCACCUGAAUAGAGCUGCUGAUGAAAGGAAAGUACACUGGCGAUGACAGCUCAUGU
This is a messenger RNA of Cuscuta campestris, 1615 nucleotides long. NCBI's taxonomy places the organism in Eukaryota, Viridiplantae, Streptophyta, Magnoliopsida, Solanales, Convolvulaceae. The record is from the annotation of a GenBank genome assembly.